Molecule: messenger RNA, 4272 nt
Organism: Parus major (Great Tit)
Lineage: Eukaryota; Metazoa; Chordata; Aves; Passeriformes; Paridae
Gene: TMEM33
Product: transmembrane protein 33
Exons: 8
Coding region: 111-866 (251 amino acids)
Biological process (GO): membrane organization; endoplasmic reticulum tubular network organization
Cellular component (GO): endoplasmic reticulum; membrane
Source: RefSeq, a predicted model, not a curated record
CUACAUUGCCCGGCAGCCCACGGCCCGCGGGAAGUGGCGUCCGGCCGCAUCCGGGAGCGCGGAUCCGCCGGAGCGUGUUCCCUGCGCGGUGCGGCGCUUGCGGUGCGGCCAUGGCGGACUCCACGCAGAACGGGCCCAUGCCAGGCGGGGCCGGCGGCGGAGCCGUGCAAUUUCUGAUGGCUAACAAGUUGGAUACAGCAAUGUGGAUUUCCCGCUUGUUCACAGUUUACUGCUCAGCUUUAUUUGUCCUGCCUCUACUAGGGUUGCAUGAAGCAGCAAGCUUUUAUCAGCGUGCCUUGCUGGCAAAUGCUCUUACCAGUGCCCUCCGACUACACCAAAGGCUACCGCACUUCCAGCUUAGCAGGGUGUUUCUGGCCCAGGCCUUGCUGGAGGACAGCUGCCAUUACCUGUUGUACUCCCUUAUCUUUGUGAAUUCCUACCCUGUUACAAUGAGUAUUUUUCCAGUUCUGCUGUUCUCUUUGCUUCAUGCUGCCACAUACACAAAGAAGGUUCUUGAUGCACGAAGUUCGAAUAGUUUGCCCUUUUUGAGAAAUCUCUUAGAGAAACUGAAUGCUAAUCAACAGAAUAUUCUAAAAUUCAUUGCUUGCAAUGAAAUUUUCCUGAUGCCAGCUACAGUUUUUAUGCUCUUCAGUGGACAAGGGAGUCUGCUCCAGCCAUUCAUUUACUAUAGAUUUCUUACACUACGCUACUCUUCUCGGCGAAACCCGUACUGUCGGAUUCUCUUCACCGAGCUCAGGAUCGUUGUUGAACACUUAAUAACGAAGCCUUCGUGCCCUGUUUUUGUAAGAAGACUAUGCCUCAGUGGCAUUUCCUUUAUAAGCAGAUUGGCACCAACUGUUGCAUAGCCAAAUUCAGGCACUCGUGUUUUGUGAACAUUAUGAGCAGCUGGCACUUCUGCUGAUGAUUGGAAAUUCCUGGUUUUACACUGAUCUCACUCCAGGCUGUAUAAAAAUACAUAUAUGCUUUUCUUGGAGAUAUAUGAAAUUUAGCAUAUCAAAAACAAACAAUAGAAACUUAAAUUAACCGUGCUGUAUUGUUAAUUGAUGAGAAAAGUAGCUACAUCCUACCUAAAAUGUGCCCCAUCAUACAAAUUUGUUGUUUUGUUUUGUUUAUUUAAAUCAAGGAUUGUUUGAGAUUGAUUGCAACUUUUAUUAUAAGAGGUCUGUGCUCAGUAGGUUUAUGUUAGUUGGAACUAUAGUUACUUUAGGGUGUCUCCAGUGGAUAGCAGUUGAUACACAUACCUAUGCAGUACACUUGGACAGUAUUCUUCUGCUUACUAAAUGUAUCUGUAGAACUGUUUUGUCCAGUUUACUCAGUGUAGAAAUACAGCCCACUUUGAAAUUAACACAAGGGAUUAAACUCUAUCAAGCUAACAGAGGUAACACUCCUUUCUGAAGGAGAGGCUAUUUUUAUUAAUAAUACUUAAAAAGAACUCUCCUAUGUUUCUACCUUGUGAUAUGAUCUUACAUUACACUGUUGGAAGAAAUACCAAGACUGAUCACAGAAAAUGCUGUGCAGUUUUCUUGUCAUAACGAGUUGUUUUACCAAGCCAAACUGCUGACCUGUAGGAUUUUCAGACAAAGAUGCAAUGCUUAAACUUUUAACCAUGUCUCAAAUGAACUAAUCAAUGUUAUUGAAGUAACUUUUGCAAAGUCAGUGCAGAUUUGUUCUUGUGUCCACAGAAAUGUGAGACUGCAGUAAUUUAAGCAUGUUAGCUUUUUAGAAAAUUAAUCUGUAGGUAUCUCUGUAUAAAUUGUUAUUCCAGUUUCUGAGGCCCUCAUUGUGAUAGGAAAUUGCAUAAAGAAUCACACCUGUUUAGGCAGCUUCUGAAACAAAUGGGUGUAGUAUUUCUUGGCAUAAAUCCAUCUGAUGACUGAUCUGAAGCCAGUGUCAUGGCUACAGAAGUGAAUAUUAAAUUAAGUGCAUAAAUUAAUUACACUGAUAAUGCAUUUACCCAGCAGCUGAAGGGUAGGUCAUGGAAAAAUAAUGCUAUCUCUCUGAACACAACUUUUUUCCAGAAACUCAAGGCAAAAUAUUAGCCGAAUUUUCUGUAGUUAAUGCUAGUAUUCUAAUUGCAUAAAGUUAAAGAGCUCUCAUUGGCCUUUUGUAAACUUCUGUAGCACUGAAUUUAACUAUUGUUCCAUGGUCAGAGAAACUUUAUGAGAAAAUCUUUCAAAAAUAGUCUUGAAGCAAAGUAUUUUCCUGUAACUAUUGAGUUAUCUUGUUUGUGAUAUGGUUAUCAUUCCAGCAUUCCAGUUGUAUUAGUUUUUAGAUCAGAGCCAUGUAUUUAUAAACUUAUUUCAUUUUUUUGCUCAACCUCUUGGUACUGAUGAACUAGUUGGUAAUUGAAUAUGAUAUUCUUUGACUACUUGUCUUGCUCUCUGAACAUGAUUAGCUAUUUAUAGAAUACUUGCACACUGCAGAAGCAACUGCAUGCAGUUAAUGCUCUACAGCUGCUAAAGACUUGCAAUGAGAUUGAUUAUAUGUGUAUAUCCUGUAAUUUGAGGAUUUUAUAAAAACUAAAAUUUCUACUACAAUAAAAAGAGUGUUAAAUGUAACUUGCUAGGCUCUUCAGGCUCAUUUUCUCUCUUUAACACAACUUACUGAUGCUUGAACUUGGAAGUUGAGCAGAAUGCUGUCCUGUGUGUAUGCGUACAUGUUCUUAUAUUCCCACUGCUGGUUCUGAAUUGGGAUAUAUAAUGCCUUGUGCAUUUCUAAAUUAUUUGAUAGGGAAUUUUUGCCUUCUAAAGUGCAAAAAUUUAUGGCCCUUUUCUUCAAAAUCUGACCCAAGCAUAAGCACUACAACAGUAAUAUCUAAUCAGAGAAAAAAACCUAGACCUACUUAUUACUGUUUCAGGUCCUCAGCAUGAUUCUAGACCGUCUGUCAUGUUGUAUGAUGUGUUUUUUGAAUGGUAACAUCAGGUUCUCUUCAGCUGUUUGCACCACUGCAAUUUAAAAAUUAAUUUGGUCAUCUAAGCUGAUCCCUCAUACUGGGAGUGGAAGGCAAAUAAAUCUAAUUAAUGUAAGCAAAACAAGAUGUUACUUCUGAGCAAAUUUUUGUGGUCUACUGUUAUGGGUGCAUUCUACUGUUCCUUAAUUGUAUGAUGUUACAAAAUUAGAGAUGAGUCUGAACUGGAUCCAGGGUAAUGCAGCUCUAACUGAAGGAUGCUAAGUAGAGAUCCAACUCAAUGAAUGCAGGAGGAGGAUUAAAAGGACUAAGUGAAUGACAGUGCUGUGAGUAAAGAGUUGGAAGACAGUGCUAUGAAGUAGAAUUUAGAUGUGGAUACUAAAUUUAUCUCUUUCUAUUAAGUCUUGAAAAUGGACCAAGAGGAGGGAAUUUCAUAAAAGGGAUUUGAUUUGGUUUGGCCAGUAGCAUACUCUUGGCUUUGCUUGACAAAUUAGCAGCUUGUGGCCUGGUAAAACUUAUUUCUCUGAUGUGCUGAGAAAACAUGGAACAAUGUUGUAAGAAUAAUGUUCAAGCCAAUCAACAGGGCAACUGACCUGUGCUCUGCAUCAACUUUGAUUUUUACUGGAGCCUUUCAGCUGCCUAAGUGAUAACACUGAGUUUCCUCAAUGCUGGCAAAAACAUUCUAUCCUUGAGCCUGCUUCCUCACCGCAGUUUGUGACUGUUUCUAUUCUAAUGAUUAAAUUAAAUGUAAAAUGCUUGUUGUAUCCUGAUAGUUUGAGUUUGUUUUUUUUUGGUGACGAGAGCUCUAUGUUCAUGCUGCUAUGCUGUCAACAGCUAGCUGUGAUGCAGAGGCUGUGACAGAAGUCUGUGAUUGUAGAGAAAUUUUGCAACUGACCAUAAAGUGCCUGCCAAUCCCAAAAUGAAGCAGAAGAAUUUUUGUAUUACUGAAAGGUUUCCUACUUAAUGUGAUAACUGUUUCCACUGGUAUAAAUCACACUGCUCAUUGCUUUUUGUCGUCUUAGCUUUCAUAAGUUAAGUGCUGUACCAACCCCUUGCUCUGUGCAAGCUUUUCUGAAGAAGUGGUGCUCCAGUUUAACACUUGUCUGUUUUCAUCUGUAGAUAAAGUAUCAGGAGCCAUUGGGUCUGUUUGAACAGCUAGUGCUGGUUAGGAUUUCUUACACGCAAAGUAACUCACCAAUACAUCCAUCCUCUCCUUUAUUAUACAUAUAUUGUCAUUUCCGUGCUGUCAGUUUUAUGUUUUGCUCCCUUCUUUGGUGGGUGUUUAAGUGGAGCAAUAUUUGUUAAUGUUGUAAGGAUUUAAAUAAAAAUUAUUAUAAUUAUGA